AUGCCAAAACACAUCGUUGUUGGAUUCAUGCUCAGUUUGUCUGUAGUGGAUUGCGCAAACAUUUUGGCCUUUUUUCCAACACCCUGAAUAAGUCAUCAGGUUGUCUUCCGUCCUAUAACACAGGGACUAGCCAAACGUGGACAUGAGGUUGUAGUCGUGACCACAGACCCAGCGUUUCCAAAAGGACAGGCACCAACAAACCUCACUGAAAUAGACGUUCACGAUAUCUCCUACCACCUCAUGAGAGAGGUUUUCGUAACAAACUCUUCGGGAUACAAGAGCGGUGCCUUCGAUAAAGUAAAAGCAACCUUUGAGAGGCUAAUAGUCAUAUUUGAAAAGCAGAUACAAUUUGAAGAAGUGAAAAACAUACUAAGGGAUAAAACAAAGAAAUUUGAUUUGUUGAUAUUAGAAGCUUGUGUCAAACCAGCUUUAGUACUUUCUCACGUUUAUAAAGCUCCAGUGAUUUUAGUAAGCUCGCUAGGGCCUAUUUAUGGUAACUUGGAGAAUCUGGCGGGACCUGUACAUCCUUUGUUGUACCCGGGACCUUUCAGCGAUAGAAGCUACAACUACACUCUCUGGGAUAAAAUUACAGAGCUGUGGAAUCAUUGGAAAUACCAAAAUAUGCUGGAUGACAUGCAAGAUGCUGAUAACGAAAUGAUUCGGCGGAAUUUUGGACCUAAUGUACCAGAUAUUAGGGAACUAGGAAAGAAUGUAGAUAUGUUUUUCGUGAAUUUGCAUCCGCUAUGGGAUAAUAACAGGCCAGUACCACCGAACGUUGUUUACAUUGGUGGUAUACAUCAAACGCCCGAUAAAGAAUUACCGAAAGAUCUAAAAUCGUACUUGGAUUCGUCAAGGAACGGCAUUAUUUAUGUUAGUUUUGGCUCGAACGUCGAACCUUCCAUGUUCCCUCGGCACGUUUUCGAUACCAUCCGUAACGUCCUAUCGAAAUUACCGUAUGACGUUUUAUGGAAAAUGGAUUUAGAUAAAUUACCAGGGAAAGCAGAAAAUAUUAAAAUUGGAAAAUGGUUUCCCCAAUCCGACCUUUUGAAGCAUCCAAAAGUCAAGCUAUUUAUAACUCAAGGUGGCUUGCAAUCCACCGACGAAUCGAUCGUGGCUGGUGUUCCCUUUGUGGGUAUACCUAUGGUCUCCGACCAGUGGUUCAAUACAGAUCAGUACGUUAAGCACCAGAUCGGCGUUAAGUUGUACAUGGAAACAAUUGAUGAGGAAAAGCUCACGGACGCCAUUACAACCGUACUUGAAGACGACCGAUAUCGUCAGAAUAUAGUUCGUUUUCGUUCUCUGGUGUACGACCAGCCCCAGAGCCCCCUAGAUCGAGCCGUGUGGUGGACGGAGCAUGUCCUGCGUCACGGAGGGGCAAGGCAUCUCCGAUCAGCGGGAGCCACCCUGACCUGGUCAGAAUACCUAGAGAUACCGUUAAUUAUGAAAAUUCUAUCAAUAAUUUUCCUAUUUUCAUUUGCGUCACAUUAUACAAUAAUGAAACUCUACAAAUUACAUUUUAAUGUAUGUAAACCUAAAUUAAAAAAGAUGUAA
Messenger RNA from Bombyx mori (domestic silkworm), 1551 nucleotides. RefSeq names its product UDP-glycosyltransferase UGT33N1 (gene UGT33N1). Gene Ontology annotation, molecular function: UDP-glycosyltransferase activity. NCBI's taxonomy places the organism in Eukaryota, Metazoa, Arthropoda, Insecta, Lepidoptera, Bombycidae. The record is from RefSeq and is marked provisional.